Glarea lozoyensis ATCC 20868 is the source of this 684-nucleotide messenger RNA. RefSeq names its product Class I glutamine amidotransferase-like protein. Bases 1 to 684 code for a protein of 227 amino acids. The transcript has a single exon. The record is from RefSeq and is a predicted model, not a curated record. Lineage: Eukaryota; Fungi; Ascomycota; Leotiomycetes; Helotiales; Helotiaceae.
AUGACAACUCCAAGAGUUCUUAAAGUCCUCUGCCAUGUUCAUCCCUCAUUCGACCCAAUGGACCUAAUCGGCCCCUACGAAAUCUUCUCCUGGGGCCGUCACGGUCCAGACUCCAACCCAGAGCUCCGAACGCCCGCGUUCGAGAACUUUAUCACAAGCGGCGAACCCAAUAUCAUCGCUCACUCCAAACUAUCCAUCAACAUAGACCUCACGCUCGAAGAGGCAUACGAAAAAUUAGCCGAGUUCGACAUCCUCUUGAUUCCCGGCGGCGGAAGCCAGAACGUGUUGCCUACAAGAGCGGAACCCAUUUCUCUUAUCAAAACUUUCAGUGAGCUGCCCAAAAGAGAGGAUGGCGGUGUGAGGACUUUGAUGAGUGUGUGUACUGGAUCGUUGUUUCUUGCUGAGUCUGGUGUGUUGGCUGGGAAGAGCGCUACUACUCAUCCGCUUUACACCGAGAAAUUGAAAACUAUCUUGGAACCGCAAGGUGGGAAGGUGUAUCAUGAAGAGAGAUUCGUGGCGAAUCCGAUUGAUGAGGAGAAGGGCUUGAGGAUUGUGACUGGAGGAGGUAUCAGUGCUGGCAUGGAUGCGGCGUUGUUUGUGAUUGGGGAAGUACUUGGGAAAGAGAAGAUGGAGAAGGCGGCUUGGACUGUGCAGUACAAUCGAAGAGAAGGGGUUGUAUUGUGA